GUAAAUUACGCAAAAUAAGUUCGCUUUGAGAAACCCUUCAGAAUCCGUAGAACACUUCGAUUCCAAAUCAAAUAAUGGCCGGCAAAAAAAAGGCGACCAAACUGUGGGAACCUAUAGGCAAGGAUGAGUGGCAGACCACAACACAGGCAAUGCUCGAGGAAGGCGCAAAAGGACUAAAGGCGAUUCCCUCGCAAAGGAAAAAGCUGCUCAACUUUCAGUCCUUCAGUAUGGAAGAUCCCCGUUAUGGUACCGGCGAUGAGGAUGAAAGUAUGGAACCCCCUAUGCUUUCCACCUAUAAAAGACAAUUCUCCCAACCUUAUCCCAAUCGAUGCAAGCCACUGGCCCCAAAGACCGAGUCUCCUGAUUGGAUGUUCAAUCGCAUACCCAAGAAUGACUUCGAGUUUACAACGGGAAUGGACUCCAAAUUCCUUGACGAUCAUAUGCACCAUCUAACCGAGAUUCGAAAGCGAGUUAACUUCUUCAGGCAAUUAAGAAAUCAGUCUUUCCUUCAGUAUUAGCAGCUUAAAUUAAUUGUUGUCUUGUUUAAAAGUUUCAAUGACUGAAUUAAAAGACCUAAAGAAUGCUUUUUAACUAGGGCAUUCUCAGAGAAUA
Messenger RNA from Drosophila serrata, 612 nucleotides. RefSeq lists its product as uncharacterized. Lineage: Eukaryota; Metazoa; Arthropoda; Insecta; Diptera; Drosophilidae. The record is from RefSeq and is a predicted model, not a curated record.